Molecule: messenger RNA, 1183 nt
Organism: Mollisia scopiformis
Lineage: Eukaryota; Fungi; Ascomycota; Leotiomycetes; Helotiales; Mollisiaceae
Exons: 3
Coding region: 17-1183 (388 amino acids)
Source: RefSeq, a predicted model, not a curated record
AAAGCUGUAGACCAAUAUGAUGGAGGUGUUCAUCAACAUCUUCAACAAGCGGCUGCGAAGCGAAGAAGGUUAUGAUUCCGACCGGCUGGCCAAGCAGAUCAAGCGAGAGAACGAUGGCGAGACUCGACAAUCCAAAGCAAAGGCUGCGAAGGAAGCCAAAAGGCACUCUGUAACUUUAAGGCGCUCUGCAGCCUUGGACUUAAUCAGAUCAAAGACUCUCCAGCAUGAGGAUGGCCAAAUUCCUACGUUUACUGUCCUUUUGGAUAGGGUACACAAGAUUCUCAACAAGGCAGACCCGAUAUCCGAGGAUAUGAUUCGAGUCAUUGUGCCAUACAUUGUUUCGAUCUUUGAGAGCCAUUUGAAAGCACCAGUCGAUGUCGAAGUAUACAUCAGGCUUGCUUUGCUGAAGCCCAGAAAGAAAUUCUUUGUCAGAGCAAUCUUCAAUGCGCUCAGCAGUCAAAUCUUCCAUCAGGUCUUUCAGUCUGCGGCACCCGGGCUUGCAUCACACGCUCUAGUUGAUAAUAUUCUGGCGAUGCCGCUCGCAAUUGGACCACAACAACUUGCAUACUACGAGUCCAAUCGGCCUACUCUGCCUGCACCACCGCCAGUUUAUCAGCAAUUUCAGCAGUUGGAGCCGGAAGUUGGCAGUGCUCAUAUUGACGACAAGGUCAGUACUUUGGUACAACCUCCCGUCAUGGAAGAACACGCGGUGGCUAAACAACUAGAAGACGUAUGCAGUCUAUCUUCGUCAAUCCUCCUUAUCGAUCUUAUUAGCGACGCCGAGCAUGUUGCAAAUGUGUUCAAGGCCGCACAAUAUCCUUCGACUGCGCUUUGGUUGGAUCAAGUCCCCGUUCCAUGUUUGCAAGAAGAUUUUCCUGCCGCCAAGUACCUUAUGGACGUUGGAACCAGCAGUCAAGGAGCUCAAUCAUUGAGUACAGCGAAGGCUUACUUCUGUCACUUGUGUCCCAAAGGUCAAACUGAGUCUGUGGAUUGUUUCACGGAGCAUAUGUUAAACAACCACCGUAUUAUAUCUACAGGGGAGAUUACGCAGAACCUCAGUCCCUAUGGAUGCCGAUACUGUUUCGGAAAGUGGUUGAGCCGUGCUGAGCUGUUCGACCACUUCAUGUCCAGUUCAGAAUGUGUAAUUGGAAGCGUGCCAGUCAGCAGUGAUCGGUGGGAUUGA